AUGUCGUCCGGCCGCAUGCGCAUGGACCUAGACGACGACGACGACGCCGCCGACGAUGCCCGCAACGCCGACAACGCCGCCGACGCCGGAGGCAUCUCGAUCGAGGACCUCGUCUCGUCAAAGUCAAACUACAUGAGCGCAGCAGACGCUGCCAUAUCCGCACAGAUCGACUCGCGCAAGUUUGCACGCAGCAUCGCAGUCCCCACCUCGGAUCCAAAAGUCAGGCGCCGACUCCGACAGCUCAAGCAACCCAUCACCUGCUUCGGAGAGCGCGAAAUGGACCGCAGGGAACGCCUCCGCGCACUCCUCGCAAACCUACUCCAGCAGGCAGGCGACCUCGUCGACGGCAGGGACAAGGCCGCAGCGGCGGCAACGGCAGCCGGCCAAGGCUCCGACGGCGGCAGCGAUGCCGACAGCGACAACGACGACGACAGCGAAAAGGAAGAGGAGUUCUUCACCCAAGGUUCACAGCGCCUCGUCGACUCGCGGCGCACCAUCGCAGCCUACUCGCUCAAGCGCGCAAAACAGCGCAUCGCCCAGCAGAGGCUGGACGCCAACGUACCCCUCACCAAGCUCGUCGCCCUGCGCAAGCGCACCUUUGAACCCAUCAAGCAGUUCACCAACCUCGGCUCCCAGAUCGGCGGCGACCGCCCCAUCUCCAUGACCCGCUUCUCCCCAGACGCCUCCCUCCUCGCCACCGGUAGCUGGUCCGGCAGUCUCAAGCUCUGGAACAUCCCCAGCGCAUCCGAACGCGCCACCCUGCGCGCCCACUCGGACAAGGUCGGCGGCGUCGCCUGGCACCCAAAGGCCACCAUCGGCCAGUCGUCGGGCGCAGUCAACCUCGUCACGGGCGCAGCCGACGCCACCGUCUGCCUCUGGAGCCUCGACAGCGACCGGCCACUCGCCACGCUCAAGGGCCACGAGGGGCGUGUCGCACGCACCGCCUUCCACCCGACAGGUGCCUACGUGGCCAGCGCAGCCUUUGACGGCACGUGGCGGCUGUGGGACGUCGAGAGCGCAGAGUGCCUCCUCAUCCAAGAAGGCCACAGCAAGGAAGUCUACUCGGUCGAGUUCCAGGACGACGGCGCACUGAUUGCCAGCGGCGGCCUCGACGCCAUUGGCCGCGUAUGGGACACGAGGACGGGGCGCACGGCCAUGGUGCUCGACGGCCACGUCAAGGAGAUACUUUCGAUUGACUUUGCGCCCAACGGCCACCAGGUGGCUACGGCGAGCGGCGACGACACGGUGCGGAUAUGGGACAUGCGGGCGCUCAAGUCGAUCUACACGAUACCGGCGCACAAGUCGUCGGUGGCCGACGUGCGCUUCUUUCGGUCGCAGCGCGAGCGCAGGGCGGCACCCUGGCUGCCGCCGUCGCCGUCGCCUGCGACGAACGCCACGGUCGACGUCGAAAUGAGCGAAGGGCCGGCGGAGGCGGGCGGAGGCGGAGGCACCAAUGGCGAGGGCGAGGAUCCAGUGAGUCGGUCGGGCAGCUACCUGGCCACGGCGGGCUAUGAUGGCCUGGUAAAAGUGUGGAGUGCCGACGACUGGCAGCUGCUCAAGACGCUCAAGGGCGACGGCGGGCGGGUCAUGUCGGUCGACAUCAGUUCCGACGGCGAGUACAUUGCCAGCGGCGAGUGGAGCAGGACAUUCAAGCUGUGGGGAGCUCUCUGA
Pseudozyma flocculosa PF-1 is the source of this 1671-nucleotide messenger RNA. RefSeq lists its product as uncharacterized. The transcript has 5 exons. Gene Ontology annotation, biological process: mRNA splicing, via spliceosome. The coding region runs from base 1 to 1671 and encodes 556 amino acids. Gene Ontology annotation, molecular function: protein binding; U6 snRNA binding; U4 snRNA binding. The record is from RefSeq and is a predicted model, not a curated record. Lineage: Eukaryota; Fungi; Basidiomycota; Ustilaginomycetes; Ustilaginales; Ustilaginaceae. Gene Ontology annotation, cellular component: U4/U6 x U5 tri-snRNP complex.